AGUUAUCUGUGGCGCGCAUACUGUUCUGCCGGGGGUAGUUUUCAACUCAUCCUCAGCGGACUCGAAUUAUAUUACGGUGCCGGUGCAUAACUCACGGAUUUAUUAAACAAAAGCGUGUGAAUCCUUAUUUAUGUUGAUCGUGGUAUGGAAUUCAUCACUCGUUCAUGUAUAAGAUGUUACAACCGGUUGAUUCGACUAACUUUAAAUUCCUAGUUACGAUGGCGAGCACUGUGAAGUCUGCGGCGUUCGAUAAACCAGUUUAAUAAACUGAAGGAAAGCCAGAUUUUUAACAUUUGUUUUAUCAGAUACGAAAAAUUUAGCAGUGUCGGUUUGAUGGGCUGUAUCGAAAACAAGUUAACCAGCUUUAAGUGUUUUCGAUACCAACUACACGCGCGUUGAUUGAAUUUAUUAAUUUAUUAAUUUUCGGCGUUGUGUAUUAAAAAAUCUAAAAUUAAGUAUUAUCGUUGUGGUGUAAAAUUAAAUCGUGUGUAUAUGUAUAAUAUUGAAAAAUAUCGUGACAAUGACAUUGCUCGCAAUUUGUAAAUUUAUCGAGUUACGUGGUGCGCUUUUCAACUCGACUUUGUCGCGUUAAUUACCUAAGUAGGUAUUUUACUUUGAUACUCGAAUUCGGCUAAAAAGUUCGCUGUGAUUGUUGUUAAUCGCGUAAGACAUGUGUGCCGUCGUCAUCUUACGCAUAUUGCACGUAUCGCGCCAAAAUUUAAUUUAUAGUUGAAUAAAAAAAUGCAACUGCGAUGCCGGAUUUUAUUACCAUUCGUAUCAUCGUCGUCGUUGAGCCGGCGCUAAUUACCAAACUAAUCGGAUUCGCGAACGUGGUGAUCCGUUUGUGAACAUGUUAACUUGAAAAACAAACACGUGUUUUUUUUAUUAAUAUUUUUUUUUUCAAGAAAAUGUAUUCAAAUAAUACAACUUCGUAUAUGACCGAUUCUUACGUGGUACCUGAUAAUUUCACCGAGUCGAGUAAUUUGAGUGAUUUUACGAGUUCGAUUUCAUUAAGUAAUUUCACAAGUACAUUUUCAGCCGAAAAUGUCUCUAGUCGCGAUUCUUUGUACAUAAUCAUUCCAAUGACCUUAUUUUAUAGUUUAAUUUUUGUUUCCGGUCUUAUCGGUAAUGUGAGUACGUGUAUCGUGAUAUUUUACAAUAAGUAUAUGCACACUGCUACCAAUUUUUAUCUAUUUAGUUUAGCCAUAUCUGAUUUGCUGCUCCUGUUGUCCGCGUUACCAAAAGAAGUAUACGAACUGUGGUUCAGGUAUUCCUAUGUUUUCGGAGAAGUAUCAUGCGUAUUGCAAGGUUUUGCUUCGGAAUCAGCGGCCAAUGCAACCGUUUUAACCAUAACAGCGUUCACUAUAGAAAGAUACGUAGCUAUAUGCCAUCCAUUUAUGUCACAAACUGUUUCGAAGCUGUCUCGAGCGAUAAAACACAUCAUAGUCAUAUGGCUUAUGGCACUGUGUCUAGCCAUUCCUCAGGCAAUUCAAUUUGGAAUUGUUCAUAAAUCUAAUCACGAAUUAGAAUGUACCGUUAUACCUUCAGUGAUGGACCAUGCAUUUGAAAUAUCCUCUCUAGUUUUCUUUGUAAUUCCAAUGUGUGUGAUCUCUGUAUUUUAUAUUUUAAUCGGAUUCCGACUACGAGAUUCUAGACAAAUAAAACAGUCUUCGCCGGGUCGUAUCGGAAUCCUCGAUCGACAAACUAGAAAAAAUCAAACCAGAGUGAUACGUAUGUUAGUUGCUGUCGUGGUUGCUUUUGUCAUUUGCUGGGCUCCAUUUCACGCUCAAAGACUUUUGGCCAUUUAUGGUUUACGUAAAGAAGAAAAACCUUCGAAUGCUAUCAUAACUUUGUACACAGUGCUGACCUAUACUAGUGGAAUAUUGUAUUAUUUAUCAGCCACUAUUAAUCCGAUACUCUACAAUAUCAUGUCCAAUAGAUUUCGAAGAGCUUUCAAGUUGACGUUUGGUCACCUUUGUCGGUGUUGUAUAAGCAAACAAAAAAGGCACAAGUACAUGAUCAAAUCACGUUCCUGUUACACAUGCCGAAUGAACCAUCACCACCAAGCAUCCACUCCUCGUUCGAGUCUUUCCCAAAAGGAAGAGAUUCCUCUCCAUAGUCAAAAAUCACAAAACGGGAUCGUGGAGAAACGACCCAGUCACGGUGACGAGAAUUCGGAAAGUGAAAAAGUUCUUAGCACAAAUUCCGUUGUCAAUAAUAAUAGCAUUAAACUUAACGGUAAAUGUAACAUUAAGAAGGAAAGAUCUCCCAUAGUGGCAAUAAAAGAGAAACUAAAUGUCAUUAGGCCUAUAACGCAACAAAAAAUUGCCACUCAUAAAUUUCGAAGUUUGAGCGAUUUAUGCGAUUCCAAAUUUACCGAAAUCGAAACCUUUCAUCAUAGCGAACGAAUUGAUCUUGUAUAAAAAUUAAAAUUUUAUAUCAUGUUUGUUACCAUUCGCGUUUUGUUGAAAAAAAAAAGUUAAUGACUUAACUUUGCAUAUAAAUGUACCUUACUGUAUGUAAAGGCUAAGAUUUUGAUUCAAAAACCGAUGAAAAUAUUCCAAGCAUAAAUGAACCAUGCUUCGUCAGUAUGUUUCACUUCUGCUCUGUCAAUUCGUAAAUAAUGUUCCUUUCUUUAGUAUCGUGUUUUCAAUUUUAUUUUAUUUUAUUCUUACAAAAAUGUAAAAUUGCUCGGUGAUGCAGUUUUUUUUAAAUAAAAUUUUAUCUUUUUUGCAUUUAACUAAGAUUUAAACAAUGAAUGUUAUCAUCUACAUUUUACAUAUGUACGAAUCGUGAAAGAAGCUGAAAAAGUUUGAUCGUUUUGUUUCUUUGUUUGGUUUCGUUCGUAAAAAUAGCGAAAAUCCUUUUCCGCGUGACGACUGUGAAUUUUUAGCGAGUAAAAAUAAACGUGUGUAAUCGAAUCUUGAAAAUAGCCAAUUCCAGCUUGCAACUACUCGUACCUAAUUCGAACGCGACGCUGAAUGUUUAAAAUUAGUGUCAAAGAAAAGCUUUUGACUGACGAAUUUUAUCAGCAUGAAUAAUGUUUACUGUUCAAUCAGGUGUUUAAAUGAAAACGCCACGUGGACAAAACCUCGCGUGUAUAGGUACCUAUUUAGUUAAUCAAAUCAUCGUAUUUUUCUCAAACUUAUAAUUUCGAAGUUACGUAGGUUUGAAUUGAAAUCGUGGUUUGUUUUUAAAAUUUAAAAAUACUCGAAAUUUUUUUUAGUAUGUUGGAGUAAGGUACCUAUUUUUUCUGCAAAGAUUAAAUUCGCAGUUUGGAGAGUGAACUACGUAAACGGCAUAAAUUUGGGUUACGAAGUUCCAGUUCAUAAAUUUUAUGUGCCCAGCACCCGAAUCUGGUUAUUCAAUUACAGAGGUUGCAUUUUCAAAAUUACCCUUUUAUUACUUUUUUCCCGUAUCAUUUUUAUUUUUAAUAAUACGGCUUUUUUAUUAGAAAAUGUUCGGAGAAAGUUGCCUUCGAAACGAAUGUUUGUCUUGCGAAGGAAAUGCACGAGAAAAAGUCACCAAAUAUUAUGGGCGCUUCUUGGUUAUCUGAAAUUUUGCAUUAUUAUGAUUAAAAAAUAAGAAAAAAAAGUCGUUUUAAUGGAGUCGAAUAAAGUGAAAAAAUUACCAUUAAUAAUAUUAAAUGUUUCUUAUCUCAUUUUAAUAGUUUUUAAAACAUCGUUUCAUUGUCGUAAAAUAUAAAAUUGAUUAUUUUCCAAUUCCUAUCGAUGAUUGUGGCGUAAAAAAUAAAAAACUGACCCCCCGCUAACAAAAAAAGUAUAAACUUAGUUUAAUUUUCCAUUUUGUAUUUUCUCGUUAUUUUGCGUUUAAAAUUCGCCAUUUUCGCAUCGUAUGUAUAGUUACCGCAAAAAAAUGCAACUCGUCCGCGUAAAUAUUAGGCAACAAUUUUCGGUAAAACUCGUUACCGAGUUGGUUUAUUUUAUUGUAUUUUUUAUCUUGGCAAUCGUUCGACAAUUUUUUUUCACUUCAAAAAGAAAAUUCCACUCAACUCUACUCGAUAAAUUUAACAGCCGUAAAAUUUGUAUGAAAACUUGCUAGCUUCGUGAACAGCUUAAUCGUUUAUGAGUUCACGAAAAGAAAUUACGUUUUUUUGCGUUACACGUAUCUAAUCUAAUGCAACACUCGCAGUCACAGCAUUUCUUGAAAUGAAAUCUUUUUCUACUACGAUUAUGACACAUCUACCAUGAUAUUAAUACGUAGAUAAAAAUUUUAUAAAUGAAAUUUUCCAGCGGAAAGUUCAACUUUUUUAUUUUUAUUUUCUUUCCUCUUUCACUGAUGUUGAAAAAGAAAUUCGUAAAAUAUUGCGCCAUUUUUAUUAUAUUUACAUCGUUUUUUUAUUUCCUUUUUUUUUUGCAACUGGGCAAAUUUUGUUUCUCGAGUUGUACGUAUAAAAAAAAAUAAAAAAAAGUUCUUCGAGUUUAGGUAACCGUGAAAUGAAAUACUAAUAAUGAAUAGUGAAGAGGAUGAUUUAUUAAAUAGAUGAUGUUGUUAAUGUGUUUUUGUUAAUCUUCGAUUUGUACAUAUAACAACUUCGUAUAAUACGUAUACUUAUACUCAGCAUAAAUUUAUGUAUCUUUCGCUUUGGUAACAACAAACAUUGAAAUGUAAUCUUUAUUCAUGCAAAAGUGAUUUAUGAACGGUACUUGUAUUUAUGUACAACCUGAAGUGUAUUUUCUUAUGUUGAAUUUUCUCGCAUGUUAAUUGUGAUACAAAAAACAUUCACGUACUUUUUACUCGUAGGUUAUUCGGAGUAGCCUAGUUGCUGUAUUUACGGAGCUAGAAUUCUCGAAUGAAUAAAUAUUUUUUUUCUCCGUGGAAACUUUUACUAAAUAAUAAUACAUGUUUAAUUGUUCGAAGUCGAUGUUGUUGGUGUUUUUGAUAUUAAGUAUUACUAUUUUUUAUAGGAAUGCGUUGAAUUGAAAUAGAGGUAGCUGAAAUGUGAAUAAUCUUUAUACUUAAUAUGCAUUUUUUUGAUUUUUAUUUAGAUGCAUAAGCUAUGUGAAUUAUAAAUGCCUACCUACAAAAACUUUAGCCUUGAAGCAGAUGUUUGAGCUUUAAGCUGAUGUUUUUCUUUUCUUUUUCGUUUGUUUUAUGUUUUAAUUAUAAUGUUUUUUGUAUAUCUGUGAUGUGAUUUUUAUACUUAUUUGUUAAAUAAAGGCUUUUUUUUUAAAUA
This is a messenger RNA of Planococcus citri (citrus mealybug), 5197 nucleotides long. Its product is annotated as pyrokinin-1 receptor-like. Gene Ontology annotation, molecular function: neuromedin U receptor activity. The record is from RefSeq and is a predicted model, not a curated record. Gene Ontology annotation, cellular component: plasma membrane. The coding region runs from base 909 to 2423 and encodes 504 amino acids. Gene Ontology annotation, biological process: neuropeptide signaling pathway. NCBI's taxonomy places the organism in Eukaryota, Metazoa, Arthropoda, Insecta, Hemiptera, Pseudococcidae. The transcript has 6 exons.